This is a messenger RNA of Daucus carota subsp. sativus, 1646 nucleotides long. Its product is annotated as NAC domain-containing protein 87. Lineage: Eukaryota; Viridiplantae; Streptophyta; Magnoliopsida; Apiales; Apiaceae. The transcript has 3 exons. Gene Ontology annotation, molecular function: DNA binding. Gene Ontology annotation, biological process: regulation of DNA-templated transcription. Bases 203 to 1399 code for a protein of 398 amino acids. The record is from RefSeq and is a predicted model, not a curated record.
AACCUCGAUCUUUCUUUUUCUAUCAACUUUCAUUUUUUUUCUUUCAUUUCAUUCUAUAAAUCACCACUUUUUAUCCCCCUUUCUGUUCUUCUUUCUAAUCUCAUCAUUUCUUCCUUUACACAAACUACCUACUUGAGCUCCUCACUUCUCCUUUUCUACACCAACACACACAGUCACACACACAUAUAGUAAAUCUCUUAAAAUGGAAGGUGCUUUUGUAAAUCAAGGAGACAGCUAUGGUAUUAGUGCUAAUCAGGCUGUUGAUCAGCUGGAUUUGCCUCCUGGGUUCAGAUUUAAUCCCACAAAUGAGGAGCUUAUUACUCACUAUCUACUUCCCAAAGUCCUCGACUCCAACUUCACUGCAGCUGCCAUCGGGGAAGCCAAUCUCAAUCGAUGCGAGCCAUGGGACUUGCCAAAGGAAGCUAAGAUGGGAGAAGAAGAGUGGUACUUAUUCUGCCAGAGGGACAGGAAGUACCCGACUGGGAUGAGAACCAACAGGGCGACGGAAUCAGGUUAUUGGAAAGCCACCGGAAAGGACAAGGAGAUUUACAGCAAGACCGGGAACAGCAGGAAGCAACUGGUUGGAAUGAAGAAGACGCUUGUUUUCUACAAAGGAAGAGCUCCCAAAGGAGAAAAGAUGGAUUGGGUUAUGCAUGAAUUUAGACUUGAAGGCAACUACAGCUUCCCUGCCAAGGCAAAGGAUGAAUGGGUUGUAUGUAGGAUUAUCCACAAGAACACUACAACAAUCACGAAGCCAGGUUCAAUGCUAGACCUUACAAGGAUGGACUCUUUCAUUGAAGGUCUGUUGGAUUCUCCUUUGUUGCCACCUCUUAUAAAAUCUCAAAUUCCAGAAAACAACGAAAAAACACAUGCUUCAAACUCCACCAAGAUCAUUAUAAAUACCUCUUCUAGAAUACCAGAUUCUGGAGGAACAGCUCCACCAAAUUAUCCGAUAACAACCGGAUCUUUAGAUGCAAACGAUAUCAACUACCACCCAAACCUAAUGCUACCAAAAAAUCACAAUGCCACAAGUUUCAGCCCCACUACUAAUUACAAAAUGCCCAACUCCAUCAGCUACUCACAAAAUCCUUACCAUACUUCUUUAACCACUUCUUAUAAUUUGUUGCACCAACAAAACUUGGGCCAAUUCACUCCACGCGUUCCUGGAUCCUACAAUCCUCAGCAAGUUACUGAUCAAGCUCUUCAGAGGCACUGCAAGGUGGAGCAGUUGUCGUCGAAUCAAUCAAUGGUCAGUCGGUCUCAAGAUACCGGGCUCAGCACUGACGUCACUGCUGAGAUAUCGUCAGCAAAGCAAGAGAAUAAUAGCAAUGAUGUUGGAAGUUUCCAUGACAUUGAGGACGGUCCACUUUCAGAUUUGGAAUCUUUUUGGAGUUAUUAAAGAAUUAAAAAAUAGGAAGUUACCACAGAAGCUAUACGUAUUGGUAGCAUCGAAUUCUGCAUAAUUUUUUCUACAGGAUGACUAGUUCAAUAGUACAGAAGGUUCAUGGCAAUUUCAUAGGAUGUUUUUUAAGUAAUUUGACUGAUUUGUUUGUAGCUAGUAGCUAGAUAUAGCUUAAAUUUAAGCUUGAGCUGCUACAUUUCUGAUAAUACCUGAGUAUAAUAAUGGCAUGAUACAUUUGUAGACA